AUGGAAGUGGAUUAUAGUGCCACUUGUGAUGAGAAGAUUCCUCUGUGGAAGUCCUGGGCUGCCAGUGGUAAAGUUCAAGAAGCGAUAGAUCAGCUGUUAGCUCUAGAGAAGCAAACCAGAACAGGUGCAGAUAUGGCUUCUACUGCUAGGAUCUUAGUAACUAUUGUCCAAAUAUGCUAUGAAGCAAAAAAUUGGACAGCCCUUAAUGACCAUAUUGUUCUUCUAUCAAAGAGAAGGUCACAGCUAAAGCAGGCAGUUGUGAAAAUGGUCCAAGAAUGCUGUACCUAUAUUGAUAAAACACCUGAUAAAGAGACUAAAAUAAAACUCAUUGAGACACUUAGAUCAAUAACUGAAGGUAAAAUUUAUGUUGAAGUUGAAAGAGCAAGACUCACUCACAUACUAGCUAAGAUCCGUGAAGAAGAAGAUAAUGUUGCUGAAGCAGCUAAAAUUAUUCAGGAGUUACAAGUCGAAACAUAUGGUUCCAUGGAUAAGAGGGAGAAAGUUGAACUGAUUUUAGAACAAAUGAGACUCUGUCUAGCUAUCAAGGAUUAUAUUAGAACUCAAAUCAUAUCUAAGAAGAUCAAUACUAAGUUCUUUGAAGAGGAUGAUACACAAGUAUUAAAAGAGAAGUUCUACAGAUUAAUGAUAGCAGUAGAUCAGCACAAUGGUCAAUAUUUAGCUGUCUGCCGUCACUUUAGAGCCCUCGGGCAACUUGGUGGCUCUGAUGCCCUUGUUGGUAGUGUGAUCUUCCUUAUCCUGGCCCCAUAUGACAAUGAACAGGCAGACUUGACCCAUAGAUUGAAUGAGGAUAAAGAUUUGGAUAAAUUACCUGAAUACAAACAAUUAUUAGGUCUAUUCAUAACACCUGAGAUCAUAAGAUGGAGUACUCUUUGUUCUACAUAUGAAAAGAUGUUGAAAAAGACUCCAUACUUCAACACUUCAGAUGAAAAAGGACAGGAACGUUGGAAUGAUCUUAAAAACAGAGUGGUAGAACAUAAUAUCCGCAUAAUGUCAAUGUACUACACACGUAUCACGCUGCAACGCAUGAGCGAGCUGCUCGGGCUCAGCGUGACGGAGACGGAGGACGCUCUCAGCCAGCUGGUGGUCAGCGGAGUGGUGCGAGCCAAGAUAGACCGUCCUGCUGGUGUUGUGCACUUCAGACUGAACAUGGAUUCCUCUGACCGUCUGAACGAAUGGUCAAGCAACUUGAACACUUUGAUGCAGCUCGUCAACAAAACAACACAUCUCAUCAACAAGGAGGAAUGUGUACACAAACAUUUGUUGGCUACCGCUGAG
This is a messenger RNA of Brenthis ino (lesser marbled fritillary), 1296 nucleotides long. NCBI's taxonomy places the organism in Eukaryota, Metazoa, Arthropoda, Insecta, Lepidoptera, Nymphalidae. The record is from the annotation of a GenBank genome assembly.